Messenger RNA from Mercurialis annua (annual mercury), 699 nucleotides. RefSeq lists its product as uncharacterized. The record is from RefSeq and is a predicted model, not a curated record. The coding region runs from base 77 to 550 and encodes 157 amino acids. The transcript has a single exon. Lineage: Eukaryota; Viridiplantae; Streptophyta; Magnoliopsida; Malpighiales; Euphorbiaceae.
CCCAACCCCCAGCAUUUCAGAAAGCAAUUUCUUAACUUUAACAUAAUUUUUCAUCAAGCUAUCUAUAACAUAAACAAUGGGAAACUGCAUAGUUCUGCAAGAAAAGGUAAUCAAAGUCAUCAAAUCAGAUGGGAAGAUUCUUGAAUAUAAAGCACCAAUCAAAGUUCAGCAAGUUUUAUCAGAUUUUUCCGGUCAUGCAAUAUCUAAUUCACUUCAGGAUUUGCAGCAUCUCUUACCAGAAACCAAACUGCACGGUGGUAGCUUCUACUAUCUUGUACCUCUGCCUUUACCAUCUGUACAAGCUAAGAAGAAAGUAAGAUUUUCAAUUCCAGAAGAGGAACAUAAACAAGAAACUGGAGUUGUUAGAAUUAAAUUGGUCAUAAGUAAGCAAGAACUGCAAGAAAUUCUGCAAAAGGGAGGAGUUUCUGUUAAUAACAUGGUUUCUCAGCUUCAGAGUCAGCAGAAGGUUCAGAUAGUUGAUACAUCUGAUAAUGAUGAUAAUAAUAAAAAUUGGAAGCCUGUAUUAGAAAGCAUACCAGAAGUAGACUAGUAAAACAUGAAUUAAGUUUAAACAAACAACAGAUAGUGUAUACCAAAAGAUACUGGAAUUAUGCAGUUUAACCUGUGUUCUCGACACAAGUGUUAUCAUGUUUUCUUGCUUUGAAAUCAAUAGAAUCUGCAGCUAACAUAUCAACCAAA